Molecule: messenger RNA, 6606 nt
Organism: Salmo salar (Atlantic salmon)
Lineage: Eukaryota; Metazoa; Chordata; Actinopteri; Salmoniformes; Salmonidae
Product: excitatory amino acid transporter 2
Biological process (GO): L-aspartate transmembrane transport; L-glutamate import across plasma membrane
Cellular component (GO): plasma membrane
Molecular function (GO): L-glutamate transmembrane transporter activity; glutamate:sodium symporter activity; neutral L-amino acid transmembrane transporter activity
Source: RefSeq, a predicted model, not a curated record
UUCGAGGAUCGGCAUUCAGAGAAGAAAAGGGGUGAACAGGAGGAGGGGAGGUGGGGGAAGUGAAAGCGCAAAGGAGCGAAGUAAGGCAGAGCUCAUUCAGUGGGAUUGUUGAGCACAGAGCUCCACGGAUUACUGUGAUAGAAAUCUGUCUGUUUGGUUUCUGGUGCUGCUCUCGCUCAUGCCCUGGACCCACUGAAGGCUUGCAUUUCAGCAGUUGAACAUCUCUGAAGCGGAUGCGCGAGACUCGGAGAAGGGAGAAGAAGAGAGACAAACUUAUUUUCCAAUAACUCUGAGAUUGAAUACAAAGUGCCAGCAUCAUGCCUAAGCAAGUGGAGGUGAGGAUGCACGAAAGUCACCUGGAGCCCAUCGAGGCCAGGCCCAGGAACAAGUGUAUCAGCUGCUUCUCUUCUCUUUUCAAGAACCUGCUGCUCACGCUCACUGUACUCGGUGUGAUUAUGGGGGCUGUGUCUGGGAUGCUGCUUCGUUAUGCCUCUCCAAUCCACCCAGACAUUGUCAUGGUGAUUGCGUUCCCUGGAGACAUCCUGAUGAGGAUGCUGAAGAUGUUGAUCCUGCCUCUCAUCAUCUCCAGCUUAAUCACAGGUCUGGCUGGUCUAGAUGCCAAGUCUAGCGGUCGCCUGGGCACCAGGGCAAUGGUCUACUACAUGUCCACCACGGUGAUUGCUGCAGUGCUGGGAGUCAUCCUAGUGCUGGCCAUACACCCUGGAGACCCCAAGAUGAAGGAGCAGCUGGGAGAUGGCCAAAAGCACGAUGAUGUGUCCAGCCUGGAUGCCUUCUUUGACCUCAUUAGGAACCUGUUCCCUGAGAACCUGGUGCAGGCCUGCUUCCAGCAGAUCCAAACGGUCACAAAGAAGGUGGAGAAGGUGAUUGAGGAAGACAUCAAUGCCACCACCACCUUGGAGGGCCUCCUGUCCAACGCCACCAAGGAGCCUGAGUUCAUCAUCAAGAAGUCCCUCCAGUUUAAGAGUGGCAUGAAUGUGUUAGGAGUGAUUGGCUUCUUCAUUGCUUUCGGCAUCUGCAUGGGGAAGAUGGGAGAGAGGGCCAAGCUCAUGCUGGAGUUCUUCAACAUCCUCAACGAGAUUGUUAUGAACCUGGUUAUCAUGAUCAUGUGGUACUCUCCCUUCGGUAUUUGCUGCCUGAUCUGUGGUAAGAUCAUCUCCAUCGAUGACCUGGAGGUGGUUGCAAGGCAGCUGGGGAUGUACAUGGUGACCGUGAUCGUGGGCUUGAUCAUCCACGGAGCCAUCUUCCUGCCUGCCAUCUACUUUGCCAUUGUCAGGAAAAACCCCUACACCUUCUUCAUGGGCAUCUUCCAGGCCUGGAUCACUGCCUUGGGGACAGCCUCCAGUGCUGGGACACUGCCUGUCACCUUCCGUUGCCUGGAGGAAAACUUGGGCAUCGAUAAGAGAGUCACCCGUUUCGUGCUCCCUGUCGGCGCCACCAUCAACAUGGACGGAACCGCCCUCUACGAGGCCGUGGCAGCCAUCUUUAUCGCCCAGAUGAACAACAUCUACCUGGAUGCUGGUCAGAUCGUCACUGUCAGUCUGACAGCUACCCUGGCCAGUGUUGGUGCGGCCAGUAUUCCCAGUGCUGGACUGGUGACUAUGCUUCUGAUCCUCACUGCAGUCGGCCUGCCAACUCAGGACAUCAGUCUGCUGGUUGCUGUUGACUGGCUCCUGGACCGGUUCCGUACCUCGGUGAAUGUGGUGGGAGACUCGUAUGGCGCGGGUAUCGUGUAUCACCUGUCCAAGGCUGAGCUGGACGAGCUGGACGCUACACAUGACAAGUCGGGCGACAUCGAGAUGAUGAACAAGACCUCGUCCUACUAUGAUGACCUCAAGAACCACCAUGAAAACAACUCCAACCAGUGCGUCCAGUAUGCCGCUCACAAUUCAGUCGUAGUAGAUGAGUGCAAGGUAACCUUGGCCACUAACGGCUCUACUGCUGCGGCAGCCGUUGAGGAGGAACCCCGGAAAAGUGAAUAAAGCCAGCACACACAUCCCCAGCUCCACAGGCUUUCCUAUCUGGUGAAAAAAAUGAGUGAACAAAAAAAAAGAGUCAUGCGAACAGAACUACUAAUUGUUUUUCUUAUGUAGCUUUAUUUUGCAUUUUUAUUAGUCCCUUUACAGUGUUUCUAACCAUCUAUCUGACUGACUGAGAUGAAUAAUACUAAUUAACUUAUCAGUGAAACGAUAACAGAGGUAUGUUUUACCUGUUAGAACACUAAUGUGUGCAUCAUAGCAAACACUUGAACAACGGACAUCAAGGCUUGGGAGGGAGGGUGGGAAGAGAAAAACAAACUGUUACUUAAAUUAUUCCUAGAAUUGUUUCUAUGAGAGCACUGCAUUCAAAACAGGGGGGAGGGUCAGUGUGUGGGGGAGUAACACUGGAAUAACAGUCCUUCAGAGUGUGAUGGUAGCUGUGAGUUUGACACUGGCAAUCUGGCAGUCUAACAACAGACGGAGUGUGGGACAUAAGAGUUUGAAUCAUGCUAAACAUAAGGUAUGCCUGUAUCAAACUCCACAUGAUAUUUUUAGAAGCGUGUCAUUACUAUUACCAAUGAUACCACAGUAGACAGCUGUUAUUUGACCCCUGGCCCCUUUUACCUCACAAGAUAACCUUUUACCUAUACCUGACAGAGCCCCUGUAACCUAUUUGAGUGUCUUUGCUACCUGCUAUUACCCACAAUCCCAUGGGGGAACCACGUUGGUGAUAAUGUAGAAUGUAGAGAUAAGGCAGGGUCUGCAGACUGAGCCUUACUCCACAAGCACACGUUCUCUGAAAAGCACAAAAUACAAAAGAAACAUGGAACCUCUCCUCCCUUUUUUAUUGUUAUACAUUUUGUUGACUACUGUAAGGGAGAGGGACUUUUUCAAUGUCGACUCUAGUGUGAGAUUAUAUACUGUAUCUGUGUGAUUUGUGUGUGUGUGAUUUGUGUGUGUAUGUGUGUGUGGGUGUGUGUGUAUGGGAUGGGAGUGAGAACAUGACAUAUCUCCCCAUUACUAAUAAGGACCAAACAGGCAUAUGAUCAAUCAAGCCAGAAGCCUUUGAAACGCCUCCAUGACUUCACUGACAGUCAUUGAUAUCGUCUUUUGGGGUUUCUUACUCUGCACACAAUCCAUUUGUAGCUAACUCCAGGUAGAAAGUGUCUCAUCACUCAUUUAAACUCUUCCAAAUUAGCUAUUACGAAAUGGAUAAAGCUCUCUGCCCCGCAAUUACUGCAACACAUGAAAAUCAAAAGUAAAGGUAAAAUUUGUCCCCAAAUACAAAUAUAUCAAUAUCUUCAGUUCAAGGCUGUAUUUCAUAUUAAUUAGUUCAAAGUACUAGGAAGUAUUUAUUAUACCUCUCCCAGAUAUUCUGAAGAUAUCAGUUUCAUGAUGUGAGGCCAACAAAAAUGAGAACCAAGAGUUAAUUGGGAAGGAUCUAGAAAUAUAUCUAGAACCAUGAUUAGUAUGAAAAUAUAAAGCACAAAUUAAGUUGUUUUAAAACAGAAUACAAAAACGGAAUAUAUAUUGAAUUCUGAGUCUAUAUAGCACAAUUGUAGCUUUGAGUAUAAAGUAGUUACGUAUGAUUUUUUUAUCCCUUUUUGACACUGAUCUCUUUUCACAUUCAUCAUUCACAAUUUGAAGAACCCAAUAAGGGAAACUAUACUCAGGCAGCGCAUGAACUCCAUGGAAAUGAAAGAGACACUUUCACAAAAUCCUCAACACGUUUAGCUGCUCAUGAAAGAAAAUAGGCCAUUGACAAUUGCCUUGUAUAGCACAAGCUGGAUAUGAAUGCUUGACUUUGAACACGUUGACUGUUUACCACCUUGAUAUUUUUCAAAGAGAUUUUUUGUAUACUUGCACCUAUAUGACAGAGAUAAAGAUUCCCUUUACAACUAUUCAUAAAUAGUACUUUUAUUAAGGGAUUCUUGUUAGGAACAGCACACAAAAACUUGCCAAAUUUUCCAACAUUAACAUUCCAGUGAUUCAAACUUUCUUGGGUUCCCUUUUGCAUGAAAGCACAAACACACAUAUUUUAUCAAAGAUGGUACAGAACAACCACAGAGCUUAAAUAAAAGUGCAAGUUUCAACAGGUUGAUAACUCGCUGCACAACUAGUGGCCAGGUGGAGGUAUUACAUCAUAACUAUUUUUUUCCAGACCCUUGGAGGGGUCUCCUUAGUGAUUAAACAACUCUAACCUCUUACCACAGAUGCUGACGACUGUUCUCAGAAACCCUGAAUGCUGCAGCUAUGUGUAUCAUUGGUCUCAUAUGGUUACUACUGUAGAGCAGUCAUCUGGAUGCCUGAAAUGUUCACUGCAGACUUCCCAACUAUUAGGAAGGAGAAUUCUAUCCCCCUAAUGGAACCUAAAUGUCUAAAAAGAGAAACACACACAAAGUUAGGUCACCGGCUGCUAAUAUUUAAUGCGUGUAUGUGAUUGUAUGAGAGAUGUUUUGUGCAGGUGAGGAGUUCUGCAGGUGUGGAUGUAAUUUCUUUAUCCGUGUCGCGUCCUGCUCUCUUGUCUUGUUUUGAUCAUUUUGCUCAAUGACAACCUUGCCUUGAAGAUGUUAACUCUAAACUGUGCAGUCAGUUUGACUGUCAUGACAAUGCUGAUUAAAGUAACACUAGAAAAAUUAACACUCACAUUCAUAGUGCAGUACACAGUCCCUUAGUUACCUUAAACAUUUUCUCAGUCAGAAGACCUACGCCACGUUGCUUUUGAGCUUGUAUAACUGCCAUCACACACAGACACACAGACGCAAAUACACACACACACACGCAUGCACACACGCACACGCACACACACACACACACACACACACACACACACACACACACACACACACACACACACACACACACACACACACACACACACACACACACACACACACACACAGACACACACUCACGCACACGCACAUGCACAUGCACACACACACUUACACACUUAAACCUGGAAGGUCACCACACACAUUCUUACAUGCAAUGAGUGAGCUGAAGAGCACAGCAUUGAAACCCCCGUUGGCCCUAGGGCCUAACCUUUGACCUUGUGACCUUCAGUAAUAAGUCCUCCAGUAGGGAGAGGAUGCAGACCAGUGUGUCAUCAAUGGGGAUUGAGUGUUGGACCACUAUUAUGUUCAAACUCACUGUUUGCAUGAAGUAAAAAAUGAGUAUAAUUUUUUUACACCACUAUCUUAAAAGCAUGAUAUUGAAGUGCCUCCUUGCACUUUGUGUAUAUAUUGUAGGUAACAGAUUUUUUUUGUUUGUUUUAUUUGGGGGGGUGUUGACAUGGUAUGUAGAAAUAGAAAUGAAUUGCUGUGACAUUUUUUGUAAUCCUCUAGAAAAAUAUAAUCUAUGUUCUGAAUAAAAAUAGAUUAGUCAAAAUGUAUAGAAAAUAAUGUGCAAGAAAUUGUUUUAUUUUUUAUUUUUUAAUAGCUGUUAACUAGUUGUCUCACUUAGCUGUCACACAUAAAUAUAUUGUUUUGUAUCUAAUGUAAGCGUUUUGAAUGUUUGUUCCAUGGAGAUAUGUCGCGUGCAUUCCUUUUCACUGUACAUAAAUAUAUAUAUAUAAUUACUCUGUUCAAUGGCACUGCAGAAUGUUCCAGAGGUUACAACGAUUUUGAAGCAAACAUGUUGAACUGGAAAGACAAAGCGAAAGUGGAAGGAAAGUAUCUGAUUAAAGAAGGGAGUCCAUAUGGGGUGGUGGGCUCUUUCUAAUUGUGAGAUGUGGAUGUUAUCAUGACUAGGUUUGCAGAAGAAGAGAAAAAGAUCAAAUUUACCCUGUACGUACUAUUAACUAAUGAAACAAGCACAGCCGAGCUGUUAGUUUAGUUCAUUAUGACUGAAAUAGCAAAUCUGAUCAGAAUGUCAGGUGUAGUUCCUGCCAAAAUAUAUCUCCUCAGUUGAUCGCCCAGAUCCUGGUCAAGAAUUCAUUCUAGACUUUCUACCAGAGAACACCAACACACCGUUAGUGUCCACCAUCUUGUCUUGUGCAGUAUGCACUAUGCUGUGGUAAUUACAAGACAUGGAUAUCUACACCAAACAGUCAUAGUUCAUGUUUAGAUUCUGCCUCACAGUUAGACUGUUACAGUAGUGAGCCCAAGUGUCAUAUCCAUGCACUAGCCUCUGUCGAACCAGCACUUUCAAACCACCAGCACCAUUUCAAUAAACCCUCCAGACACAUAUUGAUAAAUUUGCCUUUUUGCUUUUCCUAAUUGUCAUCACAAUUGUCUGCAUGCACCAACAAAUCCAAUAUAUUAAGUAAAGGAUGUCAAAAUGGAAAUUGAUUGGCACAGUAUUUCUAAGAGUAGCCAGUAGAUCUUUAUAUCUAUAAGUCUGUAUUCUACAGAAGUCUCUGUCUUUCUGAUAGGAUCAUCCUGAGUAUCCUGAUAACCUAUCUAUUUGAAAAGUUGUUGUUGUAAUAUUGAUGUAAAGGGAGAGCUUAUGUGGGGGGGAGAUAGAAUAUUAAAAAAUAAAGGCAAAACAUAUAUGAAUUAUUUUCUUUACCAGCUCUGUGGUAUAAAAGUAUGUUCAUAUCAAUAAGUGUUGUACCUUUGGUGUACAUAUGAUUAUGAUAACUAAUAAAUGUUGAUUCAUAACUAAA